Molecule: messenger RNA, 4146 nt
Organism: Molossus molossus (Pallas's mastiff bat)
Lineage: Eukaryota; Metazoa; Chordata; Mammalia; Chiroptera; Molossidae
Gene: SLC2A10
Product: solute carrier family 2 member 10
Exons: 5
Coding region: 49-1671 (540 amino acids)
Biological process (GO): transmembrane transport
Cellular component (GO): membrane
Molecular function (GO): transmembrane transporter activity
Source: RefSeq, a predicted model, not a curated record
CAGGGAUGCCGGCCUGGCUGCUCACGCCUGGGUGUCCUGUUCGCCAUCAUGGGCCGCUCACCACCCCUGCUGCCCCUGUGCGCCUCUGUGUCUUUGCUGGGUGGCCUGACCUUUGGCUAUGAACUGGCAGUCAUAUCGGGUGCCCUGUUGCCACUGCAGCUUGACUUUGGGCUAAGCUGCUUGGAGCAGGAGUUCCUGGUGGGCAGCCUGCUCCUGGGGGCCUUUCUCGCCUCCCUGGGAGGGGGCUUCCUCAUCGACUGUUACGGCAGGAAACAAGCCAUCCUGGGGAGCAACUUGGUGCUGUUGGCAGGCAGCCUGAGCCUGGGCCUGGCUGGCUCCCUGGCCUGGCUGGUCCUGGGCCGCUCAGCGGCGGGCUUUGCCAUCUCCCUGUCCUCCAUGGCCUGCUGCAUCUACGUGUCAGAGCUGGUGGGGCCACGGCAGCGGGGAGUGCUGGUGUCCCUCUACGAGGCAGGCAUCACUACAGGCAUCCUGCUCUCCUACGCGCUCAACUACGCCCUGGCCAGUGUCCCCGGGGGGUGGAGGCAUAUGUUUGGCUGGGCCGCGGCCCCUGCUGUCCUGCAGUCCCUCAGCCUCCUCCUUCUCCCGGCUGGCACAGACGAGGCUGCGGCCCACAGGGACCUCAUCCCCCUCCAGAGAGGUGAGGCCACCCGGCGGGGCCUGGGGAGGCCGAGAUACUCCUUUCUGGACCUCUUCAGGGAGCGGGGUAAUAUGCGAGGCCGGACCACCGUGGGGCUGGGGCUGGUGCUUUUCCAGCAGCUGACGGGGCAGCCCAAUGUGCUGUGCUAUGCCUCCACCAUCUUUCACUCAGUUGGCUUCCGUGCGGGGUCCUCAGCUGUGCUGGCCUCAGUGGGGCUUGGGGCAGUAAAGGUGGCAGCGACCCUGGCUGCCAUGGGUCUAGUGGACCGAGCAGGCCGCAGGGCCCUACUCCUGGCUGGCUGUGCCCUUAUGGCCCUGUCGGUCAGCGGCAUAGGCCUCGUCAGCUUUGCUGUGCCCAUGGACUCAGGCCCAAGUUGCCUGGCCGUGCCCAAUGCCACCAGUCCAUCAAACCUCCCUGGAGACUCCAGCCUGCCAAUGGGCUUGUCUUCACGGCCACUGCCAAAAACCAGCAAGAACCAGGAGGAGCCAGUCUCAUCAACCUUUGAGAAAGCCGAGCAUCAUCCCAGAGCUGGGGAUCCCACGGUGCCUCCUGUGCCAGCCCUAAGCACCGCCGCCCUGGCACCCGCUUCUGCCCCUGAGCGUGCCCUGCUGCAUUGGACCGCGCUGGUCUGCAUGAUGGUCUUUGUGAGCGCCUUCUCCUUUGGAUUUGGACCAGUGACCUGGCUCGUCCUCAGCGAGAUCUACCCCGUGGAGAUCCGAGGGAGGGCCUUCGCCUUCUGCAACAGCUUCAACUGGGCCGCCAACCUCCUCAUCAGCCUCUCCUUCCUCGACCUCAUCGGCGCCAUCGGCUUGUCCUGGACCUUCCUGCUGUACGGGCUCACUGCUGUCCUUGGCCUGGGCUUCAUCUAUUUAUUUGUCCCUGAAACAAAAGGCCAGUCGUUGGCAGAGAUAGACCAGCAGUUCCAGAGGAGACGGUUCCCCGCGGGUUUGGGCCACAGGCAGAGCACGUCUGGUGUCCAGUACAGCCGCAUCAAGGUCUCUGCAGCCUCCUGAGGAGUCCAGCUGCCUGGAAAAUGCUGGAACCACGGUCUUAGCAGCCUGUCUCCAGCUUCCUGUCCGCCUGGAAGCACAAGUCCCAGUGGGCCUUUGAGACCGGCCCUGCGCCGGAGGAGGUCUCUUGUGUUGGGGUGAAAGGGAUGAAAGUCUGAGAUCCCAACAGUCUUCAUGUUCAGUCUCAGGCUCCGAGGGUUUCUGAGGAGCUGCCCUCUUGCCUCAGUUUCCCCAUUGACUCUGCACCUCUCUGAAGUACUUAUAAUGAGAACAUGUUAUGGGGUUUCCACUGUUCCCUGGGUGUUGUCACAGAGGCUCUGGGGUGCCAGUCCUGGCAGGAAGUCCCUCCUGGUGUCACCCCUAAAUCCAGCGGAGGGUACCAUAUUCUCAGCUCUCCUUUUUCCUCUGGCUGGGACUUUUCAGCCUGGGAAAGCCUGCGUUUUGGUUCUUACAUAUCAGUUUGGUUCACCCUUCUAAUUCUCUCGCCAGGAAUGUCUACCAUUCACCAGCAGCUCAGACUGCGGGAGAGGAGGCUUGACUUCUAGUCCUGGCUCUGCUGGCGUCAUUGUUGUAUGACCAUGGGCCUCAGUCGCCCCCGUAUGUACAGUGGGGGACCUGGACCAGCUUGUUCUUCUGACACCAGUGAGUUGGAAUUCCAAAGGCUGGUAAUACAAAUGUUCACCAUGGGGCCUGCCCUCGAGUUGCUCACCAUCCGUCCAGGGCACGUGAGUUUUAUCGGGGGAAAGGUCAACAGAAGUCCACGAUUAUGCGCACUAACGUCCAAGAACGUGGACUGAGCUCCGGAGCUGCCUCCAGGGUGGGGCUGGUUGCUCUCUCGUGCAGAGAGGAGAUGGGUUUGGAAGCUGGCAAACCUGGUUGUUGGUGUUGCAUCCACCUCUUGGCAGCUGUUGACCUUGGGUGAGUAACAGCUCCUUAAGCCUCAGUUUCUGCAUCUGCAGUAUGGGGGUGAUUAUGCCCCCAGGGGUGUAGUUAACCCCAUCUACCUUCAGGAAGGUCUUCAGCUGGUUCCAUUUAGCUAGUCAGGGAGUAGGGGGGAGGUCUGUUCACCUCAGUACCCAGGCCCCCACCUUUGGGACAUUGUGAAGGGUCCCCCAACAGGUGAGUCCCAUAGAGAUUGACCAGGUAGCUCAGGCCACAGGUCCCCAAAGGAAGGGCCUGGCAGGAGUCCCUGGAUGCUGAGAAUGAAGAGCCAGAGUAGGUCCAGGAUGCUAGCAUCCGAUGAGGCUGUGUGUUCGUUCCUGCUCAGCGGGGUGCUGACCCAGCCCCCACAGGACUCCGGUCCCUCUCCUUUCUGGAUACAGAUGCUCCUCGACUCUGGCAGGGUCACAUCCCAGUAAACCCAUCAUGAAGUCAGAAAUGCACUUAAUACACCUCCCCUCCUGAACAUCAUAGCUUAGCGUAGCCUACCUUACACAUGCUCAGAACACUUAAUUAGCCUCUCGCUGGGCAGAACCAGCUAACAAAACAUGGUGGAGUAUCAGUUGUUUACCCUCUGAAGGAGCGGCUGCCUGGGAGCUGAGGGUCCCUGCCACUGUCCAGCGUCACCAGAGAGUAUCGGACCACGUAUCACUGGCCCAGGAAAAGAUCAAAACCCCAAAAUUCAAAGUACGAAUGUGUAUUGCUUUCACAUCAUCAUAAAGUCAAAAAGUCCACAGUCGAACCAUCGAAAGUCGGGGCACUCCCCGUGUGUCCCGCGGUGCACUGGAGCUGGCUGGCACCGGCCUGGGGGAGCUGUCACAGUUCCAGGAUUUUUGCAGGCUGGUUGUUAAUCUCAGCCUUUAAAAGAAAUCAAAGGACUCAAGCUCAGAGUUAAAUAAAUUGUAUUAAAAACAAAGGAAAUAAAUACUAAAAGCUCAUCACUUCCCUUUUUAUUAACCACAUCUUACUAUUAUCCGUGCUCUUGAGGUUGUUUAUGUCUAUUGCAUCUUGCCUGGGUCAUGAGGGAGAGACUGAACAUUUCUUCCUGAGUCCGCCACGUGGGCCACUUGCACCUGGCCGUGGGGAGUGUAUUGGCACUGCCGAGAUUGGGGAACAUUACAAAUCAGGGCUUGAGUUAUUGUUCUGUUGAUUUUUCAAUCGAGGACGUGAUGGAUAAAAUGUUCACAGUGCAAAGUAAAUACCAGAGCAUAUCCAUUGUGUCUACGGGUGGUACAUUGUGAGUGGCACAAACAAUUGAGGAAAUAUUGUUCCAGGACGUGAGCUGUUACCCAGUUCAGCAGGCAAGUUGCCCGUGUCACUGACGAAGGGGUUCUGACAUACAUAUUCCUUGUUUAACUUUCAUCUGACUCAUUAACAUGAACAGGAAUUCCAACCAGCCCUCCUGUGGGAACUACACUUGUGAGGGGCGUCCUGAGUUGAAUUGCCAUCAGGAGAUUAUUCAUGGUCUAAUUUUGUCCAAUCACGGCUCAAUGGCAACGAUAGUUGUUUGUGUAUACAAGGGCUUGGCCAAAAAUAAAU